AUGAAUCUGAAAUCUAGAACCGAUGAAGAGCUGGGUGAUUUAAUAUAUUAUCUCUCACAGUAUGAAUUCAAAAUAAAAUAUAAUCCAGGAAAAGAAAAUUUGGAAGCAGACUGUCUAAGCAGAAAUCCAGUAUUAGAAUCAAAUGACAACACAGAUGAACAAUUAAAAAUUGUGAACUUAAUUAAACUGGAAGAUAUUGUUAAAGAUCAAAAUAAAAAUGAAGAAAUACAAAAUAACAAAAACAAAUUGAUUGAAAAACAGAGUAUAUUCUACAAAAAGAUAAGGAAAAAAGAAAAAAUAAUCUUAUCAGAAGAGUUAAGUAUAAAACUCUUAAAAAAUAUACAUGAAAACCUAUGCCAUAUUGGAAUCGGACAAAUGCAAAAGACUGUUAGUCCGCUAUACACAGCCAAAAAUUUGAUAAAAAACAUCAAAAAAAUUUGUACAAGCUGUGAAAUUUGUAUUAAAAAUAAAUCAAGAGGACAUGACCGAUUUGGCUUGAUGUCUCAUCUAGGUCCAGCUACAAAGCCUUUCGAAAUAGUCUCUAUAGAUACAAUUGGAGGUUUUGGAGGUUCAAGAUCGACAAAAAAAUAUUUACAUCUGUUAGUAGACCAUUUUACAAGAUAUGCAUUUAUUUCAACCUCAAAAACUCAGAGUGCAAAUGAUUUUAUAAAACUAAUUACAAACAUAAUAGAAAUGGAGGACAUUGGUAUAAUUCUCACCGACCAAUACCCGGGAAUCAAUUCAAAAGAUUUUAAGAAAUUCUUAAAUGACAAACGGAUACCUUUGGUCUUCACAGCAGUAAAUGCACCAUUCUCAAAUGGCCUCAAUGAGAGAUUGAAUCAAACAUUAGUGAACAAAAUCAGAUGUAAAAUAAAUGGAGAAGGAAAAAAAAGAGCCUGGACAACAAUAGCUCAAGAAUGUGUAAAUAAAUAUAAUGAUACUAUUCACUCAGUCACUGGCUUUACACCGAGUUAUCUUUUGUAUGGUAAGGAUGUUACAAUUUUACCAAAUGAAUUAAAACAAGAAAUAUCAAAUAAGGACUGGAUCAGAGACAGAAAAUCUGCACUUGAAAAUACUAUGAAAUCACAUAACUACAACAAAACACUAUUCGACAAAAAUCGAAAAUACUAUGAAUUUAAUGUAGGAGACAUGGUGUAUGUGGAAAAUGGAAACAAAAUAAACAGAAAAAAAUUAGAUGAACUGAGAAUUGGACCGUAUGAGAUAGUUGAAAAAAUUUCAAACUCAAUAUACAGAAUUGAAACUGGUCACAAAAAAACUGAAUCAAAUCUUUUCCACAUCACAAAAAUUAUUCCAGUCCGUUCAUUUGACGAAGAAGAAACAGAAGAUGAGAACGUUACGUGA
Molecule: messenger RNA, 1362 nt
Organism: Parnassius mnemosyne (clouded apollo)
Lineage: Eukaryota; Metazoa; Arthropoda; Insecta; Lepidoptera; Papilionidae
Source: the annotation of a GenBank genome assembly